This is a messenger RNA of Xiphophorus maculatus (southern platyfish), 11477 nucleotides long. It is a transcript of the gene mxra5b, whose product is annotated as immunoglobulin superfamily member 10-like. Gene Ontology annotation, cellular component: extracellular region. Lineage: Eukaryota; Metazoa; Chordata; Actinopteri; Cyprinodontiformes; Poeciliidae. The transcript is spliced from 12 exons. Gene Ontology annotation, molecular function: protein binding. The coding region runs from base 389 to 8557 and encodes 2722 amino acids. The record is from RefSeq and is a predicted model, not a curated record.
CUUUCCAAGAUCAAAUACACACUCAUUGUUCCCCACACAAACGCGUGCACGCAGGGACAAGACGCGAUUGCUGUCCGCCUGCCGCGUGUGCAACGCUCUUUUUUUCCUUCCGUGACAUACAAGAAGACCUGUUUGAUUUAGGUAGGGGUGGUUUUGUGGGAAUUUUUAAGUUUUAAAAAGUGCUUACUUGAAGGAUUUCCCCCCGCAUUCUUUGCGAACACUGUGGUGACAAAUGGAUGAAUGAAGGUGGAAAAGUGAGGAUUACUUCGCCGAAGUACACGGAUGGAUUGAAAUCAUCAUUUGAUGUAGAAAAUGAAUAAUUCCUUACAAUAAUUUAUGCCUCCGGACCAGAGAAGUUUAAGUUUAGCUUCUCUCCCUGUGGGUGAAGAUGCAUCAGACUGGGUCUGCGCUGUUGGCAUUGCUUGCACUUCUGGUGCUCACACUUGAGAUGUCCAGCGGCCAGUCCUGCCCCAGGAGCUGUAACUGCUACCAGGCCAAUGAAGUUCACUGCACCUUCCGAUCACUACUCAUCAUCCCACCUGGCCUGCCUGCGCAUACAAGACGGAUUAAUUUAGGGUUUAAUAGUAUCAGCAGACUUCAUGACAAAUCUCUGGUUGGGUUAAGGAGAGUAGAGCUUCUGAUGCUCCACAGCAAUAACCUCCAACAUCUUCCAGAUGGAGUGUUUAAAGAGAUGAAAUCGCUUCAGAUACUCAAGUUGAGCUAUAACAAGCUGAGAGAGAUCUCUUCAUCUUUGACCUUCUCUGGCCUGACAUCACUGCUACGGCUUUACUUGGAUCACAACCUGCUCCAACACAUCCACCCCCGGGCUCUGCUCCAGCUGCCUAGCCUCAGGCUGCUUCGUCUACAAGGCAACAGGCUGCAUCAGCUGCACCCUCACGCUCUGUGCACGCUGUCCAUCCUGAAUACAUAUUAUUUUUCUACUUUGAGACAUCUAGACCUUUCCAACAAUAGUCUAACUAUCCUGCCUGAAAAGAGUGUGACAACGGCACCUCUGCUGGAGACUCUGGUCCUGCAGGCUAAUCCUUGGAGCUGUGACUGUAGAAUGAAUUGGUUUCUCUCAUGGAGUCUUGCUCACCCAGGCUUAUUGAAAUGUCCUGGUGGUCCUCAGUGUCCAGUUUGUGCCUCACCCCUGUCUCUCCAGGGCCAGAAUUUGCUUGAUCAAACGACUCUACAUUGUAUGUCACCGAUCAUCAGCUUUCCUGGAAAAGAAACACCUUUGGAAUCAGACCAUAGCAAAAUCCAACCAAGUGAGAAGUUCAGAGAGCCUUUAGGCAAUGUCACUCUGGGUCUUUCUGACCAACAAGGAUACAACAUUGAUAUAAGUUGUAAAAUUACUCACUCAACCAAUUCCCCAGACAUUGCUCCUCCUCCAGAUCUCUCCUGGAGUUCCUCUUCUCCUCUCCCGCUCGCUUUGUCUCUCUCUCUUGACUGCCCUAUUCUGGGACAAAGCUAUGAGAAACUUUGGAGGAUUUUGGCUUACUACAGUGAAACUGCAGCUCGCCUUGAGAGGGAGAUCAUGUUAAGUAAAGCUCCGGCAUUGGCCUACCGCUACAGACAGGCACCAGAAACAUAUGGAUAUUAUCACACUGGGAUCAAAGCCUCUGUCAAAGCCAGACCAGAAUGGUUACUACAAUCAGCAAUUAGUAUUCAGCUUGACAGAGCACAGUCUAACAGUCAUAAAGUCCAACUUAUCUAUUCAACAAGAGUUUCUGCUCAUCCUGAUCCAACUUUUAAUCCCUCACUGUCUUCCCCUACUUCUCACCCAUGGGUAAUGAUUUUAACUAAUCACACUAACACAGCAGUUACAGCAGUAGGAAUAGCAGGCACGAACAUACAGCUAUCUUGUCCUGUUCUUAGUUCUAGUAAUCCCAGUGUGCAAUGGAUUCUUCCAGAUGGAUCUAAACUCAAUAAUCCUUCCAGCAGUUUAGAUGGAAGGUUCCAGCUAUCAGCCUCAGGCCUACUAGUACAAAGAGUACAGCUCUCUGAUGGAGGGCUUUACCAUUGUGUUGCCAGAGCUGGAAGAGAUUUCGAUGUCCUUCAAUUACGUCUGGCAGUACAAGAGUCUGCCUUUCCAUAUACAGGUGAGCUAAGUGGACCCCCGGUCACUGGAACCAUUAAAGAUGCUGUCACUCUGCCCUGCAGGAUAUCUGGUUCACCAGAACCUUUGGCAAGUUGGAUUUUGCCAGAUGGAAAUGUUGUGUGGCAAGGAUUAGCUGUAUCAGGUGGAUUGAAAGUAUAUUCAAAUGGAAGUUUGUCUUUACUUACAUCAACUCUGAAGGAUACAGGAUAUUACCGCUGCAUUGCUGUCAACCAGUAUGGUAGUGACACCAUGUCAAUGCAGCUGAUAUUGAAAGCACAACAUAUUUCUACCCUUGAGACUUCAUUACCCAGAGGACCUCAAUCAGCUGCUGGCAGGUCAACAAAGAUACCAGUCACCAUUUUUAGGCAGAUUGAUGAAGGAUCAGGAGAUGAAGAAAAUGAAGAGGAUGAGAAAACCCCCACUGGUAAAAGGAGAUAUCCAACAUCUCUCCAACAGCGCCCAAACAGACAAUAUCUAAUUAAUAAGUCACAAAGAUAUGGUCAUGUUAGAGAGGGACAUCUAAAAAGGAUUGGAGGACCCAUUUCACCAAUUAAGCAGAAGAAACACCGCUUUCAGAACAGACCCAGAGUAACCACAAAGAAACACAGGAUAGACCCUCAGAAAUGGGCUGAUCUCUUGGCAAAGAUUCGUCAAAAGACCACCAACAGCACCAAGUCAAGUCAUAGUCAAGCAAAUGCAGAAGAAAAAACAACAACUCAACCUAUAUUUGAAGAAAAAGAUGAAGAAAUUAGACAAGGAGAAAAGGGUGACAGUAAAGACAGAAGUAUAUCUCAUGACCUACAGGAGAAAACAGAAUCUGAAGGUUCUUCAGUUGAUGAUGCUAUUGUAAAAGAAGAACAACCACAACCCAUUCAACCUCCUGAUAAGGAUGUACAGAUAAUACAAGCAACACAAACCAUUGCAGAGAUAUAUAAUGUGACUGAGCAGCCACAUGUGAAUCUAGAAAUUGACAUAAAAACACAGACAGAUAAAGAAAACAAACAAACUGUAACAACAGUAAACCCAGUGACAGAAACAGAGCGUGUCACACUUACUUCAUUAUCAGGGGCAAAUGUAAUAGCUCUGCAAUCAAUUGUGUUGGAUGAGAAAGUACCAAAUCUAAGCUCUAAUAAGACCAGGCCACAGAAUCCUUUACAGGGACAUUUCCCAAAUGCAAUUCCAAACUCCCGACCUCGAAAACCCUGGGACACCCGCAGGAAGAUUGGACAACGUAGGCGAAUUAACAGGCCAAAGAUUCAGCCUGUACCCUCACCACAUCCUCACUCCGACCCGAUAAACUCAGUAAACCGAGCAGAGACACUUAACUCAAGUCCAGAUAAAAUCACAAAGUUGUUGCCCUUAUCAACUACCACAUUUCCACCUAUUAUGCUGACACUGGGAAACAAUGUUAGAACUAUUAUAAAUGGUGUGACUGUGACUCCUGUGUCCCCAACUGUUUCUGACCCUCAUUUUAUUACUAUUUCAAAAUUUGAAUCACUUCCACUCAGUCCCUCCUCUACAACCCCACACACAUACACAGACAUGAUGAUUCAUUCAGGCAAGAAACAAAUAACUGAGUCUACUUUUAACAGCACACCAGCCCCCACUCAUGCUACCAUUAUCAUUUCAGAGCCACAUGUGCCAGAACCUGAUAAUAGAACAUUUACACAUGCUGCAUGGGCUCAUACAGCAACACAAACAACCUUAGGCAAACAUGCUGAGAGACCCCCGAGCAAACACAGCAAGGAGUUAGAGAUGAAUGUUUUGGGUGAGUCCCACUUUUCAAUCACUCAUUCUCUCACUGCUUCCUCAGUCCCCAGUGCAUCUUUAACCACCACCAGUGCAGCACAAAUCAUAACUACUUCUUCGGCUGCUCCCAAGAGAACUAGUUAUUUUAGCAGCACUAAAAGUACACCAGCCUCUACAACUAAUGAGGAUACACUCCCCACAACAACCACGGCUGCUAUAAUAAGUCCCACCAUGUCUAUUUCAACCCCCAUUAUCAUUCCAGUAUCCAGCACUCCCAGUCAGACUUCAGCUCUGUCCACCUCAAUGACUUCUACAAUCACUUUGCCAACUACUUCCUCUACUAUCUCUUCAACUUUGACCUCCGACACUACGUUCAGGCCAAUAAUUACAAGGCUAAGCACCACUUCUAAUCCUUCUACCAGCAAAAGUAGUUCUCCAGUUUCAAUAAAUGCCAUCCCUAAAGUGUCCAUUUCCUCUUUUUCUACUACAUCCACUGAUUCUAAAACCACUCUUCCAGCCACAACAGAAAGUAUUCUGACCACAACACCUCCAUCUACCACAAAACAAUCUACAGUUAAAACUUUUUUUUCCACUACCACCACAUUGGAAUUGACAAGUACCAAAGCAAUAACAAGAAACACUAAAGCAACUGGCCAGGUUGACCACCCUGCGAAUGGUCAAAACAGGAGUCAAUCACCUACUGACUGGAAGAACCAUGGAGCUAACACUAUUCCAGAUUCACACAGAAGCAGUUUUCAUCAGCCUUCCCCGUCACUUCCUGCUUCUCCAACGGUUCCAGUUGUUAGAUCUAGGCCAAGGAUCGCAGACCCUCACAACCGCACCAUGUCAGUACCGGCAGGCAGCACUGUAAACCUGGUGUGUGAAGCUCAGGGAGAGCCAAAACCUUCAAUCACAUGGACUAAGGUUGCUACAGGAGCGGUGACGUCAAUCCACUCCAGGGCUCAGCGUUUUGAGGUCUUGCCAAAUGGCACCCUUGUUAUCCAGAAUGUACAGGUACAGGACAGAGGAACAUAUAUCUGCAGUGCAAGCAGCUUGCUGGGCCGUGACAGGUUGCUCACCACACUAGAAAUCUGGACACGCCCGCCUCAUAUGCCUUACAAGGAAGUUACCAUUCAUCGGGGUGGCCAGGUUCACCUGGAGUGCCAAGCAGAUGGCGUUCCAGCCCCUUUGCUGUCCUGGGUUCUGCCUAAUCGUUCUACCUUAACCUCCUCUGGCACCUUUUCUAAUCGAAUCCAUAUGGACACAAAUGGGACCCUUCACAUCUCGGUAACAUUACCCACUGACCAAGGAGUCUAUCGAUGUGUGGCACCCAACUCAGCUGGUGCAGCCAGCGCCUCAGUGCGUCUCCAUGUGUCCUUGCUCCCCCCGGUUAUUCAGCAACCCAGGGAGGAACGCCUGCUUUUCUCUGUAGGUUGGCCUGUUUAUGCUCACUGCUCUGCCCGAGGGGCCCCAACACCAAUUCUGCGUUGGCAAAUUCCAGAUGGGACGCUUGUUCGACCAUCUCAGUUUCUUAAUGGAAAUAUCUUUGUCCUGUCAAAUGGGACACUCCAUAUUCACAAUGUGGGGUCAAAGGAUACAGGGAAUUAUGAGUGUACUGCUAGUAAUGCUGUAGGGACUACUAAGAGGACAGUGACAAUAGCGGUUAUAGAUGGGGAAGCAAAAGCCAAAAAAACAUCCAAUUCAUCUUUUUUCAACAAAGUCAGAACAUCGGUAAUCCCAAGCCAAACCUCAACUGCAUUCAGUCCAAGUAAAUUCUCUCCUGUAAAUCCCUCUGACAGAUCUAAGAACUUGUCGAUCAGCUCAAGCCCUUUUAACUCUUCCUCUAGCUCAUCUCUCGAAAUCAAUAAAACUGUAAAACCUUACCCAUCACACUUUCCUGACAUCAAAAUAGCAAAUCCCUUCUCUGUUUUCUCACCUUCUACGGUGCCAACAAAUAACACCAAAGUAUCACCCAGAGGAAACAGCACAAGAGUUGCUUCUUCUUCCCAUACUAGUGGAAAAAUCUCAACUGUUUUGCAGCCUCAGCCUGUCUCCCCCUUCACUAAAGCCCACAUUGUCUCUACAUCACCCUCUGCUACUACUGUUAACUAUGAGGGGACUUUGAAUCUUUACUGCUCUGUAAGUGGAAACCCUCCCCCAACCAUUCUAUGGAGGACCCCCACCAGAAAGCUUGUGGACAUGCACUACAGUUUUGACCAACGUGUAAAGGUGCAUCCUAAUGGCACGCUGUCAGUGCGGGCAGUAACGGAGAAGGACAGUGGAGACUACUUGUGUAUUGCACGCAACAAGGUUGCUGAUGAUUAUCGAAUUCUGCGUGUGUCUGUGGUUACUCAGUCUCCCAGGAUUGACCCAAAACACUCAAUCAAUCAGAUGGUGUCAUUUGGAAAACCUCUAAAGGUAGACUGCCAGGCCUCUGGAUUGCCUCAUCCAGCUGUGCAUUGGAAGUUACCAAAUGGAACCACUGUGAAGAGUGAGCUAUUUCAAGAGGACAAUAGGGGUCAAAGACGGCAUCAUACUGUUUUUGACAAUGGGACGUUACUGAUUCCAGCAGUUGGUGAAGGAGAUGAAGGCGAGUAUAUCUGCUAUGCAGAGAACCAGGCAGGCCAAGAUUCCAUGAAGGUCAUAGUGAAGGCCAUGAAGACGACCCCACCAAAGUUCACUAAUGACAGAGGCCACAAUUUCAUCAAAGUGCAGCAGGGAGAAACUGCUACAAUUCCCUGCAGGACCACAGGAGAUCCUGCCCCAACAGUUACCUGGUUUUCUCCAUCAUUCAUUAUUAUACCACAGAACUUGGGAUCAGGCCUCUCUUCUCAGCGAGUUGUGGCCAUUUCCGAUGGAACCCUGGAAGUGAGUUCCGCCCAAAAGAUUGACUCUGGAAAUUACACUUGUCGAGCAAGCAACUCAGCUGGGAUAAGGAGCAUGGUGGUGACCUUGGAAGUGGAGACUUCUAGCUCUGGAGUUAUAGCACAGGUGGAAAAAGGACAAGGUUGGAGUGUAAAGAAAUCUGAUGGCAAUCACAGAGUCAUUACUGCAAGAAAAAUCAAUCUUGGAUCUAAUGUUGUAACUGCAAACAAAAGCAGAAGCAAUAACAGCUAUAGUGAUAACCAUAGUAGAAAAGUAAACAUAGUUCCUAAUACCAAUCUCAACUCCGUAUUCAGUGGCUCGAAUCCUAUGCUAAGAAGUUACAGCCAACAUGAGUUUAAAAGUCCUGUUGGAGGAUUUUCAACACGACGGGGUAAUACUGGGAUAAUGGCUGGGGCAAAUGAGGCACAGAAUACAGGCAUUAAGAUAGACAGUACUGGAUUAAAUAGAAACACACCUAGCAUUAAGAGUAGAAGUGGUAAUGUAGAUCACAGCCAAAGCACAGGUAGAGGAGAAAGUACUGAAAGAAAUCCUGAGAUGAAUAAUAAUGAAGUCAUUGCAGGAAAGAAAAGUAAUGAUGCUAUUACCAGCAGAGACAACAGCAGGUUAACUCGUAUUUCAACAAAUGGCCAAAGUAUUAGUGGUAGUUUGUCAGAUAAUGGAGCUGGUACAAGCACUCAAAGAGGACAUGUUUUCAACAGGAACAGUCAUGCAGGGGGAGGUAAUGAUAACAGAAGAAAUAGUGUUUCUUCAAGUAGUAAUUCAGAUACACAUCUGGGUGGGGGGAAAAUAGCAAAGCACCAAGCAGUUAAAGGCCAGGCUGUCACUUUGCCAUGCCCAUACCAAGGUUAUCCUCCAAUUCGUUUGGUCUGGCUUCUGCCUGGAAAUGGCAUGCUGCCGGCUCCUUACUACGGCAGCCGACUCACUGUGCAUCGGAACGGCUCUUUGGAGUUUCAAGAUGUACGUGUGAGUGACGGUGGAAAUUUGGUUUGUGUUGCAAAAACUGAAAGAGGUGACACUUUAAUGCGGGUCCAGCUUGAAGUGUCAGAACCAGUGGUGGAUGUGAAAUCCCAACAAGGCAGAGAAGUGGAAAAUAUACAGCAGAAGGAAAAUUUAGAUGCAACUCAGUCAUUACCCACAAGGACAGUAUCGCUUCUGCAGCAUUCACAGAGGGGCCUUGGUAUGCCAGACAGGUCUCACUCUAUAAACUCUUCACCGUCUGGCUCAGUCUCCAAACCCACAGUAAGCACCAGCACCUCCCCUCUAGUGAGCACCAUUAAUGGAGAGACUCUCCGACUGCAUUGUCCUGCCUCUACAACCAGGGGCUCUGUUUCAUGGACAAUGCCUAGUGGCAAGAUACUAUCCAGAGGUGACAGUGGUGAUCUAGGGCGUUAUGUGGUGCAAGAAGAUGGAACAUUAAUAAUCAAACAAGUUUCUGUGUUUGAUCGAGGCAGCUACAUCUGCAGGUUUUCCAGUCAUGACUCUUCCUCAGUCUCAGUCACCACAGUUCCUGUCAUUGUCAUCGCCUACCCUCCACGCAUCACAAUCGGUCCCUCCCCUGUCACCUACACUAGAGGCGGUGUUGCUGUGGAGCUGCCCUGCAUGGCCAUAGCCACCCCGCGAGCAACAGUUAGUUGGGAAACACCAGACCUGACACAACUGAGAGUAAUGGGUCAGCCUCGUAUUUAUGGCAACCUCUACCUGAGUCCUCAGGGUUCAUUGGUGAUACAAAACCCGACACAUAGGGACACAGGAUUUUACAGAUGCAUCGCCAAAAAUGUAAUCGGAGUGGACAGCAAGGCAACCUAUCUGCAUGUUAUGUAACAAGACAAAGCAACUAUAUAAACACUAACCCUUUCAAACUUGAUGCAGAGAAACAGAGACGCAGCCUUUAAUGAAAUAAAUAUUUGUAUUUCCCUGGUGCCCAAAGGAACUGCAAAGCACUGUUCCUGACAUACUGCUGUAACUCAAGAACAGAAAACAUCCAUCAUAUUUACUUCUGGUGCAUAGAGUUGCAAAUCACGGAAUGUUUCAUACCGGAACUUGACACAUUUAUAGCACGCAAAAAAUAGCUAGAGUGAAAUUCCAGUCAUUAAAGGUAAACAUUCUGCAUGUUUUUGAUGUGUCUCUACUCUAAAACAUGUAACUCUAAAGGCUGACUCACCUCUUCAGUGUAUCAUCAAGUUCUACAAAGCUCUGGCACCAAACAGUUCAGUCAAUUUACUUGUGUUAAACCAGAGAAACUUACAGAAGACCUGCCAUCAAGAAUUAACAUUAAAUAUCAAUGUAAUUUUUAAAACUCAGUUUAAUAUGGCAGUGAUUUCAAAAAUAUCCAAAUAUGUACUUUUAAUCAACUGAGAUAUUUUCCUUCAGGUUUUGUGAAAAAUAAUUGGACUUUUUGCUUUUUUUUUUUUUUUUUUGCGGGGUAUGUCGGCAUUUCUAGAAGUAAUUAUUUCAAUUAGAACAUCAACUCCUGGUAUUUCACUGAGGUAACACAUAUGUGUAACUGUGAAGUGUGAGUCUGUUAGAAUCAAUGGUGUAAAAUUUAAAGUCUUCUACUGCAUCAGGAUAGGGCACGUUGGUCCUUAAAAGUGAUCAGACCCUUGUUAAAAUGGUGAGUUUUAUGCUUUCGUUUGUUCUGUGAAAAACGAAAGCAUAAAAAACACUUUUUAAAAAUGUUUUACAACUGUAAUGUGAGAUGUCCAGAUAUUCUUUUGGGGAAAAAUACAAGACAGAAAAUAUCAAAAAACACUUUGUUUUGUAAGUGUCCAUAUCCUAAGUUUCACCUUUUGAUUCAAAAACAUUUACUCUUAUUUUGUUGGACCAUGCUAUUUGCUAAGUAAUAUUUUUCCAAUCUGUAUUCAGACAUUUCAUAAAUAAUGAAGACGUUUCUUAUCCAUGGCCCUUUUCAAAACAUGAUAAAAUACAGAUUCAUCUAAGAGUGUUCACAUUUAAGAAAUCUGAGUAAUUGCAACUUUUUAUUUGUAUUAUUUCCCUCUAAAAGUAUUUGUUUUUUUAUUGAAUAUGAAACAUGUCACUUUAAUAGAUAGAGGUUUUGAAAUGAUUACCUUAACUUGGAUUUCAAUCAAAGUAUGUGCACUUUUUACAUUUACUUUACUUCACCUGUGAAGUCACUGAUAAUUUUUUUUCAUACUUAAUGAUUUUUAGAUUAAAGUUAAAUUCCUUAUUUAAUUCAGUUCAAAUAAUUAUCAUUUAAUUUAUUGAGAAAUCAUUUUAGACUAGAUUCACUGUGACAUUUAGCAUUCUGAUGUUAGUGAACUUUUAUCAAAACAGAUGAAGCAUCUGUAUAGUGCGGCAUGAAAUUAAGUACAUUUUUAUUAGAUUGCUAUUGUGUCAGUUGAAUAGCACUGGGACAAAUUUCAUAACGCUGAUGAAUUUAUGUGCUAAGGAUGACACCUCUAAUUUGCUAAGCAUAAGCAGAAGGAUUUUUCAAUGUAUCCAAACAUUAUGUGGGUGUUUGGAUUAGCUGGAGAUGAUAUUUUUUCAGUACAGUGUCAAGCAGCUAGGAAAGAAAUGCUGAAGCAUUAUUUUAUAAGAAUACAUUUUCUUAUUCUAUUUAAGUGUAAGGCAGAUAUGUAGUACUUUGACAGGUGUCUAACUUUGAGACCCUUACCUUUCUGUAGCCAUGCUCUGACUCUUUCCGGGAAGCAGAUGCCAAUCUUUAAAAAAAAAAAGAGAAAUCAAAUACUGCAGAAGUAUAGCUGUGGCCUAAACUGUCUAAUCUGAAGCUCAGCUAGUUAUCUAAAGCUUUAUGAUAGUCACUGAAUAAACUAAACUAUAAGGCUUUUUUUUUCUCUUGUCUUCUCUCUGUUUGCAGUUUAAUGCCAAAUGAUCUGUUAUUCUAAGACCCUGUUUGAUCUUAUGUAAAUUUUUUUAUUAUUAUUUCAAAUGUCACAGAAUAGUACAAAAAAUAAAAACAAAACAUAGAUCUGAUAGGUUAGCUUGACAUUUAGCUGCUUGGUAUUAAAUUUUUAUUUGCUGACGAUAUGUUGAACUACCUGGGUUUGUUGCCAUGGUGCAGAUGUAGCAAAAAGUAACACACAGGGGCUGUUGUGAUGGCAAUCUUGAACAAAUCUGAUGGUGGAGUAUUCAGCGUGAAGAGCUAAAAUUUACAAAAACCUCUUCAGGACUUUCAAAAUGUUGUCAGUUGGGAACGGGAUUUGGUACAAAGCUUGUCUAAUGGACUAUUGUUUUGAUUUAAAUACAUAUAUUUAAUUAUGUGUAUAUUUUAAUAACUUGCAGUAAGUUUGUGCACAAAGUCAGCAGUUGGUCUUUUCUCAAUUAUUUUCUUUAAUGUUUCCAUCAUUACAUUAAAUUAUUUGUUUUGUAAAGACUCACUUUAUGUAACAUAUUUUUGUACUAAAUGGGAGAUAAUGGUUUAAAUAUGUGUGUUGGGUGUCUUACUAUCCAGCUAUGGAUUCCUGCUUUGUUUUUAACAGGAUUCAUUUUAUUAAAAAAAUAAAACAAAACAAACUGUUUACCCUCUGUGGUUUUACAGUUUUGGUCACAGAUAUUGUGAAGUGUUUGUGUGACUGAGUGAGAAAAGAAAACACCUUGUAUGAGGGCAAGUGGGAGGACUCAAACCUUUUCUGGAGAAAUUAUGAGAACAUAAACUCCCGAUGCUUGGCUCAGCUGUCUGGCCAGGAAACAGGUUCUGUACAGUAGAUGAGACACAUGUUCAUGACAUCAUGUUCUCCUCUUUAGGAAAUGUAAUAAAACUCUG